UUGAUGGAGAAUAGAACAAAAGUGACACACUUCAUCCUCCUUGGACUAACCAAUGCCCCAGAACUACAGGUCCCCCUCUUUAUCAUGUUCACUAUCAUUUAUCUCAUCAAUGUGGUUGGGAACCUGGGAAUGAUCGCAUUGAUUCUCUUGGACUCUCGUCUCAACACCCCCAUGUACUUUUUCCUCAGUAACCUGUCUCUGGUGGACUUUGCAUAUUCCUCAGCUGUCACUCCCAAAGUCAUGGCUGGGUUACUUAUAGGCAACAAGGUCAUCUCUUACAAUGCAUGCGCUGCUCAGAUGUUCAUUUUUGUAGCCUUUGCCACUGUGGAAAAUUACCUCUUAGCAUCAAUGGCCUAUGACCGCUACGCAGCAGUGUGCAAACCCCUACAUUACACCACCACCAUGACGACAGGUGUGUGUGCACACCUGGCUGUAGGCUCCUACAUCUGUGGUUUCCUGAAUGCCUCCCUCCAUGUUGGGGACAUAUUCAGCCUUUUCUUUUGUAAGUCUAAUAUGGUCCAUCACUUUUUCUGUGAUGUUCCAGCUGUCAUGUCUCUCUCUUGCUCAGAUACACACAGGAGUGAAGUGUUCCUUGUUUUUAUGUCAAGCUUUAAUGUCUUUUUUGCUCUUCUGAUUAUACUGAUUUCCUACCUGUUCAUAUUUAUAACCAUCUUGAAGAUGCACUCCACUCAAGGGCACCAGAAGGCUUUGUCUACCUGUGCUUCUCACCUCACUACAGUUUCCAUCUUCUAUGGAACUGUCAUCUUUAUGUAUUUACAGCCCAGCUCCAAUCAUUCCAUGGACUCAGACAAGGUGGCCUCUGUGUUCUAUUCCAUGGUCAUUCCAAUGUUGAACCCUCUGGUCUACAGCCUGAGGAACAAAGAGGUCAAGAGUGCAUUCAAAAAAGUGGUUGAGAAGACAAAUUUUUCUAUAGGAUUGGGAUUUUAA
Molecule: messenger RNA, 948 nt
Organism: Pipistrellus kuhlii (Kuhl's pipistrelle)
Lineage: Eukaryota; Metazoa; Chordata; Mammalia; Chiroptera; Vespertilionidae
Product: olfactory receptor 5B2-like
Exons: 1
Coding region: 4-948 (314 amino acids)
Biological process (GO): G protein-coupled receptor signaling pathway; sensory perception of smell
Cellular component (GO): membrane
Molecular function (GO): olfactory receptor activity; odorant binding; G protein-coupled receptor activity
Source: RefSeq, a predicted model, not a curated record